Gloeophyllum trabeum ATCC 11539 is the source of this 233-nucleotide messenger RNA. RefSeq lists its product as uncharacterized. The transcript has a single exon. The record is from RefSeq and is a predicted model, not a curated record. The coding region runs from base 5 to 166 and encodes 53 amino acids. Lineage: Eukaryota; Fungi; Basidiomycota; Agaricomycetes; Gloeophyllales; Gloeophyllaceae.
GAAGAUGGGCUGCAUCGACAGUGCCGGACAUGAGCAGAGUAUCCAGAACAGUCUGCGCACGGUGAAAGUCAUUAACCGUCUCUUUUACUCCGAGGUCUCGCAGAAGGGAAGCAACCUCUUCGAGGAUUCUCGUCUGGGAUGUGCUGCGGUUCCGCACUGGUCGUAGUCCUCCAAUCAGAUCUGCAGUUUCCGUGUUCAAGUGGCAAUUGACAGUGUAUAAGCGCUUCGAGACG